Molecule: messenger RNA, 584 nt
Organism: Cololabis saira (Pacific saury)
Lineage: Eukaryota; Metazoa; Chordata; Actinopteri; Beloniformes; Belonidae
Product: perforin-1-like
Exons: 1
Coding region: 26-424 (132 amino acids)
Source: RefSeq, a predicted model, not a curated record
UCUCCCCUUCAGCCUACGUUCAGCCAUGACGUCCAGCCUUCCUCUGCUCCUGCUGGUUCUGUGCAGUCUGGGUCUGGCCCAGUCCCAGCUCCAUAUCUUCAACCUGCGGGCCACUGGUCUUCCCUCCGGAUUACUGGGCACUACAGACGGCUACGUGAAGGUCUUCUGUGGCUCGGCAAACCUGGGAGAGACGUCUGUCCGCAACAACAACCCCAACCCCUGGUGGAGCGAGGAGUUCACCUACUUCAAGGCCCAGGAGAGGAACAUUCUGAGGUUCGAGGUUUUCGACAGUGACUACUUGUUCGACGACCAGCUGGGAGUCUGCCAGCGCCCCAUCAAGGCAGGGACCCAUGAGCACGACUGCUUCCUGAAGGAAGGUGGAACCUUUCACUACAGCUACACCCUGACCACCGGUGGCCAGUAGAUCUGCAGGAUCUACUGCCCCACAUCCAUGAUAAGUCCUUCAGUCGUUUAUGACUAGAUCUGAAAAGCCCCCAAACUCUUAACUUCAUGGCUAAAUGUUCCCCUGGUUUCCAACACUGCCCCUGUAUCUGUGCGUGAUGAAAUAAACGGGUGCAGCCAGA